AUGACCAAGUCCUUUAUGUCAUCUCCGGCCUCAUCAUCGAAAGGUAAACCGCCCGGCGGCCCGGACCCUUACGUCUACACUAGUGGUCGAUGGCUGCAUCGUGACCAACUACAGCGUACAUCACGUUCAAUACACUUUGACUUCACUGCACUCUGCGCAAAAGUAGUAGAACUGUGCCCGGGUGCCCACGAGAUAGCCAGCUACGACAAGAAGGAGGGUGGUUUUAAUAGAGUUUUCCUUUUCACUAUGGACAAUGGAGCACGCGUUGCCGCUCGAUUAUCAUUUCGCGUUACAGGCCCAGCACGAUUGACGACUCACUCCGAAGUUGCAACAAUGGCGAAUAGUCAGCUCGUCCCCGUUAUAACUGCCUUCCUCGAUGCUAACGAGUUCCUAGUUCGAAAGAAUACUAACAUCCCAGUCCUAGAAGUCCUCGAAUGGAAUGACGACAAAACGAACGCAGUCGGCGCCGAGUAUAUCAUUAUGGAGCAUGCGCCUGGCGUGCAGCUGCAUGGGCUUUGGCCCGGAAUGAACCCGGAGCAGCAUAUGCUAACUAUCAAAGCUCUUGCAGAACUAAUACAAUCUCAAUUUAAAUUUCCUCUUGGAGAUGGAGACUUUUGUAUUGGGCCGCAUUGUGGUUGGGAAUACUGGGAUUGCGCAGCUGGUGAAGCUCGUUACUAUGAUCAGAGAAAGCCUAACAGUGGCCCUUGGCUAGAUCUGAGCCAGUACUGCUCAGCACUACUAGAUACUGGGUUUUCGCGUAUUCCUAGUGCUGAGGUUGCUCCAAAGGAUGAGCUUGUGUAUCGGGGAUCUGUCCAAGAGCAUCUCCGGUUAUUAAAAAUCAAUGAGAAGGUUAUUCCGGAGUUGAUCAAAAGCCAAUUGAUCUAA
This is a messenger RNA of Venustampulla echinocandica, 885 nucleotides long. RefSeq lists its product as uncharacterized. The transcript is spliced from 4 exons. Gene Ontology annotation, cellular component: mitochondrion. The coding region runs from base 1 to 885 and encodes 294 amino acids. Lineage: Eukaryota; Fungi; Ascomycota; Leotiomycetes; Helotiales; Pleuroascaceae. The record is from RefSeq and is a predicted model, not a curated record.